AAAUCUGCCAUCAUCUCCUCGAUUUCGAUGACGAUAGAGCCGACGCAAUCAUCGCCGUCGUCGGAGCCGGAGGUUCAUUCUGGAGAGGACUUCGUUCACAUCGAUGACCCAAGGACUACCGGCGAUAUCUCGUUAAGCGACAGCAUAGUGAAUGUGGAUAAAGAUGAACUGCUCGACGAGGCGGCGGAGGAAGAAUUUAGAGGCUCCGAUUCUGUGUUUAGCGGCGGCGAUGGCGGUGGAGGAGAUGGUGAUGGCGGCGAGAGUUCAUCGGAGACGAUUAAAGUGGAGCUACCGGAGGAAUUGGCGAAAAGCGUUGUGAUUCUGACGUGCGAGUCCACAGCGGAUGGUGGAUCUUGCGAUGUGUACUUGGUUGGUACUGCUCAUGUAUCAAAGCAAUCCUGUCUUGAAGUUGAAGCAAUAAUCAGCAUCUUGAAACCAGAGGUUGUCUUCGUGGAGUUGUGUUCGAGCCGAUUGUCUGUUCUCAAACCUCAGACUUUGAAGAUUCCAACCAUGUCGGACAUGAUAGAAAGUUGGAAGCAGAAACAGAACACAUUUGGAAUACUUUAUGGAUGGUUUCUUGCAAAGAUCGCCAGUCAUCUUGAGGUUUUUCCUGGUGCUGAAUUUCGUGUGGCGUAUGAAGAGGCGAUUAAAUAUGGCGGCAAGGUGAUACUUGGUGAUCGUCCUGUACAGAUUACGUUAAAAAGAACAUGGGCCAAGAUGCCUCUAUGGCACAAGGUAAAGUUUUUAUACUCCAUACUCUUUCAAGCUGUCUUCUUGCCCAGCGCCGAGGAACUCGAGAAAAUGCUGAAAGAUAUGGACAAUGUGGAUAUGGUGACUUUGGUAAUUCAAGAAAUGAGCAAGGAAUUUCCAACUCUCAUGGAAACAAUUGUGCAUGAGCGAGACCAGUACAUGGCAUCCUCGUUACUGAGAGUUGCAAGUGAGCAUAGUUCUGUAGUGGCAGUUAUUGGAAAAGGGCAUAUUAAUGGAAUCAAGAAGAAUUGGAAGCAACCUAUAACGAUGAAUGAUCUAAUGGAGAUACCGAGCGACAAGUCAGUGUUUACGAUAAAGAGGAUAAUAUCAUCAGUGGCAAUUGCAGUUGCAGGGACAGCUAUAGUUUCGGGUAUACUUCUUGCAAGAAGAAGGUGAAAAAGAUUGUAAUUGGGGCAGAGUUUUUCUCUUCAUUCUCCUGAGCCAUACCAAGGAAUGAUACUACAAACUCAAAUAACUUUUACACUCGUUU
This is a messenger RNA of Arabidopsis arenosa, 1240 nucleotides long. The record is from the annotation of a GenBank genome assembly. NCBI's taxonomy places the organism in Eukaryota, Viridiplantae, Streptophyta, Magnoliopsida, Brassicales, Brassicaceae.